CAUACUGGUGAAAAGCAUUCAUGUACAAAAUGUGGAAAAGCUUUCACACAAAAAUAUCAUCUUCAGUCACAUGUGAGGAAGAUUCACAUUGGGGGAAAAACAUACCAGUGUACCACGUGUGGAAGGUCCUUUAAUCAUGCAGGCAAUUUUAGGAGACACCAGAUGAUCCACACAGCUGAAAAGCGUUAUCAGUGUACAAUGUGUGGACAAUCUUUUAGACAUAAGCAAUCCCUUCAACAGCAUCAGAGAUCCCACACUGGGGAAAGGCCAUACCAGUGUACAACGUGCGGAAAGUUCUACAAUACUUUAUACAAUAUGAAGAGACACCAGAUGAUUCAUACAGGUGAAAAACCAAACCAGUGUACCAAGGAAGAAAUGAAUUCUGUGAUGGAAGUUAAAGUGGAAGAAGAGUCUCUUACUGGAAACAGUCAUGGUAGUAUGAUGUCUACCAGUAAGGCAACCAAGCCAUCCCAACUGGUCACACCCAAGAAGGAGGUUAAAGAAGACGACUUCUAUCAAGAAUACUCCCACAGAACACAUGAGAAGAAUGAAUCGAAAACAGCAUCCUGUAAAGAAGAAAAGAUUUCGUUCCUGGAUAAUAAAGAGGAAAAUGAGAAUUCCACGAUCGAGGCUGGCAACAAUGCCAUGAUCCCUGCAAGGGCCUCUGGUGUUAACAAGCAUCAAGGGGGAAGACCACACCAGUGUACCACAUGUGGAAAGGCCUUUACACUUCAAACUAAUUUAAGCAGACACAUGAAGAUUCAUACUGGUGGAAAGCACCCAUGUACAAAAUGUGGAAAAUCUUUCAAACUAAAACAUCAUCUUCAGUCACAUGUGAGGAGGAUUCAUACUAGUGAGCAUAAGCAUUCAUGUAUUACAUGUGGAAAGUCCUUCAUACAUCUAAGCUCUUUAAGGAAACAUGAGAGGAUUCAUACUGGGAACAAAACACACCAGUGUACCACUUGUGGAAGGUCCCUCAGAGAUCUAAGCUCUUUAAGGAAACAUGAGAGGAUUCAUACUGGGGAAAGAGCAUACCAGUGUACCACUUGUGGAAGGUCCCUCAGAGAUCUAAGCUCUUUAAGAAGACAUGAGAGGAUUCAUACUGGGAGAAAAACACACCAGUGUACCACUUGUGGAAGGUCCCUCAGAGAUCUAAGCUCUUUAAGGAAACAUGAGAGGAUUCAUACUGGGGAAAGAGCAUACCAGUGUACCACUUGUGGAAGGUCCCUCAGAGAUCUAAGCUCUUUAAGAAGACAUGAGAGGAUUCAUACUGGGGAAAAAACACACCAGUGUACCACGUGUGGAAAGUCCUUUAUUCAUGCAGGCAGUUUUAGGAGACACCAGAUGAGUCACACAGCUGAAAAGCGUUAUCAGUGUGUAAUGUGUGGACAAUCUUUUAGAGAAAAACAUACCCUUCAAAAGCAUCAGAGAACCCAUACUGGGGAAAAGCCAUACCAGUGUACAACGUGCGGAAAGUUCUACAAUACUUUACACAAUUUGAAGAGACACCAGAUGAUUCAUAUAGGUGAGAAAACAUACCAGUGUACAAUGUGCGGAAAGUUCUACAAUACUGAACGCAAUUUAAAGAGACACCAGAUGAUUCAUACAGGUGAAAAAACAUACCAAUGUACCACUUGUGAAUGGUCCUUCAAAGAUGUAAGGAAUCUAAGGAGACACCAGAUGAUUCAUACAGGCGAAAAGCCAUAUCAGUGUACCACAUGUGGGAAAUAUUUUAGAGAAAAAUAUACUCUUCUGUGCCACCAGAAAACCCAUUCUGGGGAAAAGCCUCAUCAAUGUUUCAUAUGUGGAAAAGCUUAUAUAACAAAAGGUAAUCUUCAGACACACAUGAAAAGUCACAUCCAUGUAUCACAUGUCGAAUCUCAUUCACAUAUGCAGUCUAGUAAGGAAACACAAGAUGAGUUAUACAAAUAAUACCAACUCAUGAAUGAAUAUUCAUAAACACACAUCUAUGCGCGCGCGCACACACACACACACACACACACACACACACACACACACACACACACACACACACACACACACACACACACACACACA
This is a messenger RNA of Engraulis encrasicolus (European anchovy), 2058 nucleotides long. RefSeq names its product zinc finger protein 883-like. Bases 163 to 1932 code for a protein of 589 amino acids. The record is from RefSeq and is a predicted model, not a curated record. Gene Ontology annotation, molecular function: DNA-binding transcription factor activity, RNA polymerase II-specific; RNA polymerase II cis-regulatory region sequence-specific DNA binding. Gene Ontology annotation, cellular component: PcG protein complex; chromatin; transcription regulator complex. NCBI's taxonomy places the organism in Eukaryota, Metazoa, Chordata, Actinopteri, Clupeiformes, Engraulidae. The transcript has 2 exons. Gene Ontology annotation, biological process: regulation of transcription by RNA polymerase II.